AUGGUCAAGCUCACAUCGUACUUCCUCAUCUCCCUCUCCGCCUCCCUCCUGGCCUUCUCCGGUUCUGUUGAAGCCAAAGCAGACCUGGGGGCAUGCUUCCUCAAAGUGCCCAAGAACCCUCUCACCGCCCACGGUCUUGCCAGCACUUACAUCCUCAAGAAGGGCAACUGUGACCAGACCAUUGCGGACCAGCAGGUCUUUGUCGAGGCUACGGUGUUUGAUCUUGAUGCAAACACCUUUAGCGUGUACCACCCACUCGUUAUUAACGAAGGCACGAAGCCAGCAAUCGCUCCAGUGGUCCCAAAGCUGCCCAAGAACUUCAUCGUCGGCCUCUGGUUCGGUGCAAACUCUGACUCAGUCACACUCACAGGCGACAUCACGGACUGUGUCAACGGCCUCUCGUCCACCGACAUCUUUAGUCAAGUCGCCUUCUGCAACGCCCACAAGUUUUUCCAAGCCGUCCAGAUUGCCAAGGAUGCUGGCAAGGUUACCAUCCCUCCUCUCGGCAAGGACCCCAAUGGCAAUCCGUGUCCCACGACCCGCCACUUUGGUAUCAUUGACCAGGACCAGAGUGAUAAUGUCAUUACGACUUACCUCCAGUCCAAGAGUGGCCAUUUCUCUCAGGCCACCAAGGCUAACCGCAACAAGCUCAAGAAGUUUACAGAGAUUUCCAACGGCUCUGAUAAUGCCUUGGUUGCCGACUUUCUCGAUCCUGAGCUCAAAUGCCAGCCCUUCAAAGCCCCAUCGCUGAUGGAAUCCGGCGUCCAGCUGGGCUCAAUGGCGCUCAACGAACUCCACGCCUCGCACCAACACGCCCCCGUCGCCUUGAUCCCUUCCAACGACCCCAUGGCCGUCUCCAACAACAAGCCCUCCCUCACAAAACUAAACGCCUACCGCCGAGGCGUCAACCAACACCUCGCCUCCAACCUCAACCAAGCAAACCCGAAGGCCUACUGCAUAAACUUUGGCAACGUUGCUCCUGGUUACAUUCAAAAGAUUGCAAAGUUCAUUAUCGGCGGCCCUUCGCCUGAUACUGGUGCUGCGGACAACUUGUUGACGUUUAUGGGUCAACGUUAUGCGGCGUCUUGGGUUAACUUGGGUUGCGACAAGAUUCUGAAGAAAACUUCGGAUAUCACGGUGACGACCGACAAGAAGGGGGUUGCGAUCAAGGUCCAUUUCCGCCAGUCCAAGCCUAUCAAGAAGUAG
Messenger RNA from Linnemannia hyalina, 1206 nucleotides. The record is from the annotation of a GenBank genome assembly. Lineage: Eukaryota; Fungi; Mortierellomycota; Mortierellomycetes; Mortierellales; Mortierellaceae.